UUGUUGUUUGCCUAUAUUUCUUACUCUGACGGAAAAGUUUUAUUUAUAGUUUGAUAAAUUGAGCACAAUGGAUUCAGCUUUACGUGAACAAGUUAUGAUAAAUCAAUUCGUUCUGGCGGCAGGAUGUGCUCAAGAACAAGCAAGACAAUUAUUGCAAGCUGCUCAUUGGCAAUUUGAGACGGCACUGUCGAUAUUCUUUCAAGAAGUUGCUAUUCCUUCAGGAGCAAAUGGUAUUGCGGCACCACACUAUCGGCAGCAGUUGAUGACACCAUGCAAUACACCGGCGACGCCGCCUAACUUUCCGGACGCGUUGGCUGCAUUUUCACGGUUGUCUACGACGGGCAGUCCAAGCGGUGGCGGCAGCGGGGCCAACAGUGGAGCCCCGCCUGUGUCGCCACUCGCUACCCACCCACCGCCACACCAGCACCCACUAGUGCCGGCCACUACCUUCACCGGCUCACCCAAUACACAAUCUAACUAUGCAUCGUUGUCUUGCUCAACUGCCGUUUGCAGUGAACAUAUGCCAAGAUAAGUUGAAAAAAAUAGUUUAGGAGCAUCUAUAAUUUAUUUUUAUAAUGGUGCGCAAUGUGAGCUGUGGAAUUGUGUAUGAAAUGUAUAUUUCUUCAUUAAACACCCUAUCAGCGGUGAUUUAGAUGGACAAUAUUUAGGGUGUGUUGUAGUCAAUCAUGUUAUAUAUUAUGAAAUAUAUCUCUAUAUUUAUAUAUACAUUGGGCUCAUUCUGCCAACAUUAUGUUUAAUUUAAGUACCUGUCUUUAAAGACAAGGAUUUUAGAUAUUAUUAUAAUAUAAAAAACACAAGUAUAGGAUAGACAAUUCAAAAUUGCAUACAUGUAGAUGCUCCAUAAAACUUUUAUCUAUAGAAAAUGUUUAAUUAAUAAUGCUUAAUUUAAAUUAUUAACAGGAAAUAAGGCCUUUACGCACACAGCCAGCGACCGAAUCAGGCGGAGGCCAUCGCCUUCUUUCAUUCAUUUCUUUUUCAU
Molecule: messenger RNA, 1000 nt
Organism: Diatraea saccharalis (sugarcane borer)
Lineage: Eukaryota; Metazoa; Arthropoda; Insecta; Lepidoptera; Crambidae
Source: the annotation of a GenBank genome assembly